This is a messenger RNA of Cuscuta campestris, 2524 nucleotides long. The record is from the annotation of a GenBank genome assembly. Lineage: Eukaryota; Viridiplantae; Streptophyta; Magnoliopsida; Solanales; Convolvulaceae.
CGCCGGGAAACCAUUUUCCAUCGUCGUCUUCGUGAUUUUUUGAGCUAUUCCUUCUUUUAAGCUUCUUCGGAUCGGUGUGCAUGAAGAAGAGCAUUGAAUAGACUGUUCAAUAAGCUGAAUCUCACUUAUCGAUCGACAGGCUAAAAUGGAAACUUACUACAGGAGAAGGUCAAGAAUGUCCAAUCCAUCCCUCUCCUUGCAAAAAAUGGAUUAUCAGGGUGGCGUGGCAGGCUCACUGGUUCCGGCUAUGCCAAGACUUUCUCCUACGCCCACUACAGCCAACAAUUCAGAGCAUGAAAAUCUGGCAUGCAAUUUCAACAUUGAAGUGGGUUCUAUUUACGAGAUUGAUCACAUUUAUCUUCCUCCAAGAACGCCAGUUCAACUCAAGGCCAUGAGAGUUGUUAUGGUUAGUGAGAAGACACCAUUGAAUGUGGCAGUAAGGUUUCCAAGUAUGGAGUCACUUCAACAAUACUUCUGCAAUAGCAUCAGAGAAAUGUAUCCAGCAUUGGAUGAGAAGUUUGUAAUGGGAACUGCUCUGGCUGAUAAAGUGCUUCUCAGGCAAGUUUCUUCUCAGGAGUUUGCAGAGAAGAAGCAUCUUGAGAGCUUCUGGUGGGUGAAUUCUGCCUCAGUUCAUCAUCAUCAUCGCUAUGAGGAUGAUUCCACUUCAAGUAAGGGUGUGUGCUUGUCUGAGCUCAAAGUUAAUGGGAUGGUUCGUUGGGGAGUUCGCAGGCAGGUCAGAUUCCUAAGGAGGCAUGAAGACAAAAACAUCAAGAAUACAAAAUCACCUUCCAGCAUUAUCAACGAAGAAGAGAAAGUGCCACCAGCAACGUAUCCUGAUAAAGAAGAUGAAGAAGAAAAUGAGGAGGAAGAAGAAGAAGACGAGGAAGAUAUCAAAGUUGAAGUUCCUGAGAACGACACGAACCUCAAGAGAAAGAGGUAUAGUUUGAGACAUACCCCCAUAAGAAAGGCCAAAAAAGUAAAGUGGGAGAAGCAAAAAUGGAAGAAUAACAACACGAAGAUGAGAAACAAAUGCAAGCUGCUAGUACAAUACAAGAACCCCAAAAACAGAUGGUCUGAGGAAAGGUAUAAAAUGGCAGAGAAGAACCUUCUGGAGGUCAUGCAGGGGAAAAAAGCAACAGCUAAUAACCCAAUCCUUCGGCCUGAACUAAGAGCAGAAGCCAGGAAGCGAAUUGGUGACACAGGAUUGCUAGAUCAUCUACUCAAGCACAUGGCAGGUAAGGUUGCACCAGGUGGGAACGAGCGGUUUCGUAGAAGGCACAAUGCCGAUGGAGCCAUGGAAUAUUGGUUGGAGAGUGCUGAUUUGGUCAAUGUGAGGAAGGAAGCCGGAGUGAGUGAUCCUUAUUGGAUUCCACCCCUUGGUUGGAAGCCCGGUGAUUGCCUUACUCCUGAGCCCAUCUCUGCUCAUGAGUUCAACUUCUUGAAAGAUGAGAUUUGCACCCUGAAAAGGGAGAUUCAGGACUUGCAGGUGAAGAUAAAGCAGCAAGAAACCCCACCGAAUCUCGUUUCAAAUGAAAUGGAUCCUGAUAUUUCACCAGUUGCAUUGAAGAUGUACAAGGAACAAUUGCAGACGAUCACCUCAGCUUUUUUGGAAAAAAUUGAGAAACAAAUUGGGAGCUUUGUACACACAAUGGAAGAAAAAGAAAAGAUUUUAUCCACACUAGCGGAGGCAAACGCUGCAUACAAUGAAAAAAGGCAAGUCGAAGAAGCUGAGCAAAGAAGGAAGAAAGAAUUGGAAGAAAGGGCGAAAGCAGGCCAAGAAAAGGCAGCCAAAAUAGAAAGGCUUAAGAGCGGAUUCAGAAUAUGCAAACCACAGGGAACUUUCCUCUGGCCAAACAGCAACUCCAGCAACGUCUCUUCUUCUAAGGCUACUGUUCAGGUUGAGGAUCUGUUAAUGGUCCCAACCCCACCCUCUGUCUCUUCCUCAAGUGCCCCAUCAGUUCACCUCCUCCCCAAUAACUACUACACAUCAUCCCCCGUUUCUCCCCCUAUCAAGCCCGUCCCCGAGAGACUUGCCCCCAUUAAGAUCACCCUCUCCUCCGUCUCAAAUGCCUGCACCAACACUGCUCUCAUCAAUCUAAAUGAUGACCCCUUUAAUAACAAAGAAAGGCCGUGUGGAAUCCCAUCAUCAAGGCCCACUAUCACCUCCCCCACUGCUGACAUAAUGCCAAAUAUAUUUCCACCAAGCGCUGCAACAUUGAUGACUGAAAGCUCUAGCAAAGGGAAUAUUUCCAGCCCCGGCUCAAAUGGUCCAACCAAACCCCCCUCUAUCACGAAAGAAGGGGGGACAUGGCUGGCAUUGGCUACUCCAACUACUCCUGCUACAGAUGAACAUUGCCAGGGAUGAAGUGAAUGAUCAUAAACACAGAAACCUACACAUGCCUUAAGGAUAGAGAAGGGAAGUGCAGGUUUUACAAAAUCUCUGUUCCUUUAGUUUUAAAAUACGUGAUGGCUAAGCUUCAUCCUAUAUAUAGAGUAAUCUUGCAAACAAAACUAAGAGCUGAUU